Entrophospora sp. SA101 is the source of this 332-nucleotide messenger RNA. The record is from the annotation of a GenBank genome assembly. NCBI's taxonomy places the organism in Eukaryota, Fungi, Glomeromycota, Glomeromycetes, Entrophosporales, Entrophosporaceae.
GUAAUUGUAGACCUGAAGGGUCUUUGCUUUGCAAUAGAAUAGUUAUAGCAUCGCCCCCAAAAAAUCCGGAAGAAGAAAUUAUCAGAGAGAUAGCAAAACGAAUCUUGCAAAAUAGAUAUGGGUUUAGUGAGGAUCAAGUAAAUGCCUUAUUCUCGAUCCAGAAAAAUGGAAGUAGCCACAGUGUAACUACCUCAGAUAAAAACGGUGACACUUCUGAUUCCGAUACCAAUCCUGAUACUAAUACUGAACCCGAACCUAAAUCUCAGCCUAAGAAUUAUAAUCCUUUUGAUGCCCAAAUCGCAGAAAUAGAUUCGAUGUUAGCAGAAAUGUGA